Molecule: messenger RNA, 2719 nt
Organism: Ornithodoros turicata
Lineage: Eukaryota; Metazoa; Arthropoda; Arachnida; Ixodida; Argasidae
Product: protein phosphatase 1G-like
Exons: 5
Coding region: 16-834 (272 amino acids)
Biological process (GO): protein dephosphorylation
Molecular function (GO): protein serine/threonine phosphatase activity
Source: RefSeq, a predicted model, not a curated record
GUAUGCCAUGGGCACAUGCCAACUAUGCUGCAUAGCUACCUGCAAUGUGCUUUUCCUGUUCUCUACAGAGAGUCUGAUGAGAACAAUGCCUGGGCCCUCCUGAAGAAGCGGCGUGCAGCUAAACAAGAUUCCUUAGCAUGCUUGGACGUUGAUGCAGCUGGAUACGACAGCGGCUGCACAGCGGUGGUGGGUGUUUUAAAAGGGAACAAGCUAGUGGUGGCCAAUGCGGGUGACUCUCGGUGCGUCGUCUGCCGCUCGGGUAAGGCAGUGGACAUGUCCGUGGACCACAAGCCCGAGGAUGUUACAGAACUUCGUCGUAUCAAGAACGCGGGAGGAGAGGUUACGAGAGACGGUCGUGUCAACGGUGGUCUGAACCUGUCUCGUGCUAUAGGGGACCACGCGUACAAGUGUAACAGAGAACUUGGACCUGAGGAGCAAAUGAUUACUGCUCUUCCUGACAUCCGAACACUGGAUAUCGAUCCUGAGACGGACAAGUUUAUGGUGCUGGCUUGUGAUGGCAUUUGGAACAGCAUGAGUAGCGAUGAAGUGGUGGAUUUCGUAGCAGAAAAAUUAAAAGAAGGGGUAAUGCCACUCUCCAAGAUCUGCGAGAUGAUCUUCGACGCGUGCUUGGCGCCCGACACCACGGAAGAUGGCACGGGCUGCGACAACAUGACCUGCAUUGUGGUCCAGUUCCACGCGUCUCCUUCGGCGGAGGACCAGAAGAAGCGGUCAGCUCCCACAAACGGUGAGGAAGAGGAAGACAACCCCAAGAAGAAGUCCCGCACGGGGUCCGUCGCGGAAGAACCUGUUCCGAAUGAUGGGGGAAGCACCUGAAGGGGGCGUACGCCAUGGUGUCUGUAUGUGCGCAUGGUUGGACUAAUGUCUCACGUUAUGGUUUUGUUUUUUUUUGUUUCUGUGGAGCGUUCAUGCACAUUCAUUGUGAUGGAGAUGCGUUGUAGUGUUAUUGUGGGCCAAGCGAUUUCCUGUUCGCCUUCUUGAUGCGAGACAGCUGUGAGAUACACGUUGUGUGAGAGCUUUCUCUUCUUAAAGUAUACGUGUUGCCGGCAUUUGCACUGGAGAGCAAGGGUAUCAGAAUCAUGAGAGAAUGUCAUUCCUCUAGCUGUACAAGCUGAGAAGUAAUAACUUCUGGUUGUACAUGUGGCUCUACUUACAGUUUACAACUAUAUUUAUGAAGCCGUCUCACAUUGUCCACUUAGAGGGUGCAUUUGUUCGUUGGACCAGAGAGUCUGUGGGAAAAAUUACGCAUUGCGGCUCUCACGCCAUCAUGCCCAUGGUCGUGGCUCCCUUUCUAAAAUUCACGAGUCAACUUCCAACGACUCUCCUCGCGAUGUUGGUCACUGAAGUUGAAGACAUACGACAGCUCUCUUUUGUCACGACUCCCAACUUGCAGGAGUACAAUACGUCGAAUGCAGUAAGUCAGCUCAUCUGACCUCACGGAGUGUCACUUUUUAGCUUGAUUUGUGGACGUACUGAGGAAGAGGUACCAUUUCGUAACGAGUAAUUUGCAGCAACAGGCUAGCCCUGUGGAAAGCUGAAGCUAUUUCUCGAAGCUGUUUUUAUGAAAUGUGACGGACGUAGAAAUGUCUCAAGGUUGUGUCUGCUCUAUAAUAUCGGUAUAUGUUACCUUAGCCGAGGGCAUUUUGUGCCAUCAUGCAAAAGUUGAUCGCUGUGUGCAGUGACUGACAAGGGAGAGGUCUAGAAAUCCUUCGCGAAAUGCUUAUGCGUGUAAUGUUUGAUGUGGCACGCACAUGUGGUAUGGUCUUGCACGUGGCACAUUUUACGUCAGGUCAAUACUGCAGAAUCCUUUGGCUAAACAGUCUUGAGAAAUUUUGGAGGAUAAUGACAUGUAAUGCAGUAAACAUGCCCACCUGUUCAUUCGAAGGAGGGUAUCUCGUGUAAGGUGUUUCUCAUUGGCUGGCAAGAUGGAGGCAAAUGGAGUUGGAGUGAUCGCCAUACCAAUAUCUCAUAGCAGAUGCAUUUGUACCUGAAAUUGUCCCCAGUGUCAUGUUCUGUGUUCUGUUAGCAGAUCUGCUGUGAUUGAUUAAGGCAAAUGAAUAUGAAGUUUUUUUUAGCAGAACUUCGUAGUAGUAUUGGUAUUGCACUUAUGCAGCAGCACCUGUGAGCCUUCCAGGCAAUGGGAAAUUAUUCAAUGAUUGUCCAUAUCCCUGUUGAAUGUUGAAUGGAAUAGCUGUUAGUCGCAGUACCUUGGAAAUCAAUAUUGUGGUAACAUUACAGUUAUUCUGUAUGGAAAUUACUGGACAUCUGCAGGUGUGCUCCAUAAAAAUAUGCAGUUUCAGUUAUUAUUGUAUUUUCUUGUACGACCUUUACUUGGGUUGUGCCAUGCAAAGACUUGAAUGCAGUUGUGUAGAAAUAUUGUUCAACACCUCACAGCUUAACAUGUGUUCCUUACAGCUUUCUCGUGAUCGAAGAGGCAAAGUGUGGACAUGCGCUCUUGUUUCUGCAGAUCUUGUGUCGUGCAUUGACAACAAAGCACAUAUUGACAGCAGUUCCACUUUCCAGUUCAUGCUCUCAUUGUUGCCCAGAUUCUUUAGCAUUUAGGAAGUACUCAUCUGUACAUAUGUUUGUACACGAAAUUUCUCAUAAUGGCAUGAAAAGUGUUACUGAUGUGAUAUGACUGGAUGUUGGGCUGUAAAAUAGGAAAGUGCCCUUUGUAAUAAAUACAGCAAGUUGAAAUGCC